GCGAAAUGUGUUUUAAAAAAAGGUCACGUGAGACACCAUAACAACAAUGUUGUCGUUUCAUUGGUCCAUGGAAUGUGGGCGUUGAUAAGUUUAAAAUCCAAGAAACAAAAAUCAUAUGUGCGGUGCGGUGUUUUGAUGGCCUUCAUGAUAUUCUGGUAGCAGCACUGAGAAUAAUUCAAGAGCUGUGAAAAAAAUCCUAGAAGAAUGCUGAGCUUGGCGCAAAGGUGCAUCUUUCGCCCUCCCUGCGGAGGGCAACAACUGCGAUUCUUCCGUAUGGGCAAAUUGGCAUCCAACAGUGCAGGCCCGUCCAUGAAAAUUUUAAAACCAAUUCUUUUCACUGGCGCCGUUGGAUCUACGUGCUACGUUGGGGCCAGCAUCUGGCAGUACGAGGAACUCAGGGCCAAGAUGAUCAGCAAAUCCCUGUUGCAGCCUAGGUUCAAGAAGGCUGGGUCUCUCAGACAGCACAUGAACGCCUUUUGGAACAGUCUAAGCGAAGGACAGAAGAUUUUUGCACCCAUUCUUGCGUGCAACGUCGCUGUUUUCUGCGCGUGGAGACUGCCAAGAUUGCAGCCAUUCAUGUACCGGCUUUUCUCCGCUGAUCCUGCGCAAAAGGCUGUCUGCUGGCCAAUGCUGCUCUCCACCUUCAGCCACCAGUCCUUCCUGCAUCUGGCGGCGAAUAUGUUUGUCCUACACAGUUUUUGCACAGGAACGGUGGCCAUCCUGGGCAAGGAGCAGUUCCUCGGACUCUACCUGGCUUCGGGAGUGGUGUCCUCCUUGGCCAGCCACACUUACAAAGUUUUGACAAGAUUCCCUGGCAGGUCCUUGGGAGCUUCAGGCGCCAUCAUGGCCAUCCUGGGCUACAUCUGCACCGUGCAUCCCGAUAUUAGGCUGUCGAUUAUUUUCCUGCCGCAAUUCCACUUCACAGGAGAAAUGGCCAUUAAAGGCUUGCUGUUGAUGGACUCUGUUGGAAUGGUGAUGAGGUGGAGAUUUUUUGACCACGCCGCUCAUCUUGGUGGCGCAUUGUUUGGUAUUUUCUGGGCAGUGUGCGGACACAAUUUGUGGAUGAAAAGGGAAGUUCUAGUUACAUGGUGGCACAACAACCGGAGUUCAAAAUGAGUUCUAACUUACUAUCUGUUCCGGUGCUGAGCCGUGUACCCGCCAACUGCACAGUUUGUUCACGGACAAGGAAAUGACAAUACUAUUUCUGUUUGUCCUUGUAUGUUAAAUUUGAAGAAAUAAAACGCAAUUGUAAUUUUAACAGA
This is a messenger RNA of Cloeon dipterum, 1262 nucleotides long. It is a transcript of the gene rho-7, whose product is annotated as rhomboid family intramembrane serine protease rho-7. Gene Ontology annotation, cellular component: membrane. Bases 205 to 1116 code for a protein of 303 amino acids. NCBI's taxonomy places the organism in Eukaryota, Metazoa, Arthropoda, Insecta, Ephemeroptera, Baetidae. The record is from RefSeq and is a predicted model, not a curated record. Gene Ontology annotation, molecular function: serine-type endopeptidase activity. The transcript is spliced from 2 exons.